CAUAACGGCGUCUACUCUAGCAAUGUCUACGCGGUUGCCAUAGUGACACAGAAACUGUUAGCUAAGGCUAAUCUUUGUGCUCUUGUGUUGAAAACUGAAGGGAAAAUAAACAUUUGGACAUUUUUUCGAAGAAAACGCUGUUUUGGGAUAGAGGAUGUCUUCAGCCCCCAUUCAGAUUCCUGCAGCAGCAGCUGAAGUGGAGACGUACGUAGACCACGCAGCUGAACUGGAGGAGAUCAAAGGACUGUCUUCAUUUGAGGUGGGACAGAGACCGGUGCCAUUAGGGGCGACGAUGCCCAGGACCAGCGUCGAUACAAAGAAUUCAUGGACUAAAAAUGAGCUGAUUGAUCAGAUUGAGCAACUGAACAAAAAGCUGGAGCAGGAGAAGAUAAAUCACAAAGAAUCCAUGAAGUUCCUGCAAAACCAGCGUGAGGAACUCCAGCAGGAGCUGAACAAGUUGCAUCUGGAAACUGAGAAGAUCCUGCAGGAGAUGCAGGAUCAGUUCUACAGCCUGAGCCGCAAAACCACACAAACCAUCGACAUACGGAUGGAGACGAUGAGGAAGUUUAAUGAGAUGAAGAAGGUGGUGUUGGAGGACAGGAAGGAGCAGGAAAAGCAGCGUCAGCUGGAAGCAGAAGCCAGAGCUGCAACCACGCUGCAGACCUGGUGGAGAAGCUGCAUGAUCCGCCGACGACUAGGAGCUUAUAAAAUAUCAAAGGACAAGAAAGUCAAGAAGAAGAAAGGAAAUGAAGAAAAGGGGAAAAAGAAGGCAGGAGAUCAGAAGAAAGGAAAGAAGAAAUGACUUGUUUUAUUUUA
Nothobranchius furzeri (turquoise killifish) is the source of this 816-nucleotide messenger RNA. RefSeq names its product dynein regulatory complex protein 9. Gene Ontology annotation, biological process: cilium organization. The record is from RefSeq and is a predicted model, not a curated record. Gene Ontology annotation, molecular function: protein binding. Gene Ontology annotation, cellular component: motile cilium; cytoplasm. NCBI's taxonomy places the organism in Eukaryota, Metazoa, Chordata, Actinopteri, Cyprinodontiformes, Nothobranchiidae.